Cataglyphis hispanica is the source of this 943-nucleotide messenger RNA. Its product is annotated as ankyrin repeat domain-containing protein 49-like. The record is from RefSeq and is a predicted model, not a curated record. Lineage: Eukaryota; Metazoa; Arthropoda; Insecta; Hymenoptera; Formicidae. Bases 157 to 795 code for a protein of 212 amino acids. Gene Ontology annotation, molecular function: protein binding. The transcript has 4 exons.
AGCAGAGAAGCUCGAAUUUGCUUUUCUCAAAUGUCACGUUUUGAAAUGUGUCAAAUGUUUUGAUUGUACGUAUACAUUAUUACAUAUAAAUUGUAUGCGCUUUCACAUAUCGAGGAGUAGCUAGCCAGUGUUGAUUGCCAAAUAUUACGACGAAACAUGUCAUCAGAAGAGGAAGAUGAUGAAUUACAAGAUUUAGAGGCAAUACGAGAUAAAAUACUUAGUACACCACGUAGUGAACGUAUGCAAGUAAGCGCUUGGGAAGACGACGAUGAUGGUGUGGAACCAGAGCGUAAUGCAAGAGGUGAUGCGAAAGCUAUGUUGACUGCUGCUGAAGAGGGAAAUCUAGAAAAAAUUAAGAAACUAGUAAGCAAGAAUCGCCUCUUGCUGGAAUGUACUGAUAAGGAUGGCUAUACUCCACUUCAUAGAGCAUGUUAUGGCAAUAAUAUAGAAGUAGUAGAGUAUCUACUAGAAGCAGGAGCAAAAAUAGAUGCUAAAACUCAGGAUGAAUGGCAGCCUUUGCAUUCUGCAUGCUGUUGGAACAAUGUGGAGUGCGCUGAAGCAUUGAUCGGAUAUGGAGCAGAAAUAAAUGCUAAAAGUAAAGGAGAUCAAACACCUUUACAUCUGGUUUCCGCUACUUCUCACAAUUCCCCUGCUCUUCAGCUUCUUUUGUUACACAUGGAUACAAAUCCUUACAUAGUAAACUCAAGUGGAGAUACAGCAGACCAGAUUGCAAGAAGGACAACAAAAUACUAUCCUAUGUUUGAAAUAAUUGAACCUUGCUUGAAUGAAAUUUGAGAAACUCCUUCUGGUGCGCUGCUGUAACAAAGCGCUGUUACACGUCGUUUGGAUGAAAUGGAGCCGACAGCUCUUGCAUUUAUAGUAUAAACACUCAACUCGGAUCGAUCGGCGGUCACGUUGACUUCUGAUCUAGGAAUCUCGAAAG